Molecule: messenger RNA, 456 nt
Organism: Lasiosphaeria miniovina
Lineage: Eukaryota; Fungi; Ascomycota; Sordariomycetes; Sordariales; Lasiosphaeriaceae
Product: ubiquitin-conjugating enzyme/RWD-like protein
Exons: 4
Coding region: 1-456 (151 amino acids)
Biological process (GO): proteasome-mediated ubiquitin-dependent protein catabolic process; DNA repair; protein polyubiquitination
Cellular component (GO): HULC complex
Molecular function (GO): ubiquitin conjugating enzyme activity
Source: RefSeq, a predicted model, not a curated record
AUGUCUACCGCUGCUCGCCGCCGUCUCAUGCGAGACUUUAAGCGCAUGCAGACCGACCCACCCGCUGGUGUCUCAGCAUCACCAGUCCCCGACAACGUCAUGACUUGGAACGCUGUGAUUAUCGGUCCCGCCGAUACCCCUUUUGAAGACGGGACAUUCCGACUGGUGAUGCACUUCGAGGAGCAAUACCCGAACAAGCCGCCGUCGGUAAAGUUCAUCAGCCAGAUGUUCCACCCCAACGUCUACGCCACCGGCGAGCUGUGCCUCGAUAUCCUCCAGAACCGCUGGAGUCCUACAUAUGACGUUGCCGCCGUCCUGACAAGCAUCCAGAGUUUGCUUAACGACCCCAACACGGGAUCGCCUGCCAACGUGGAGGCGUCAAACUUGUACAAGGACAACCGCAAAGAGUACUCAAAGAGAGUGAGAGAAACGGUCGAGAAGAGCUGGGAAGAUUAA